UCACAUCCUCUGUUAAGUAACUGAAGUUGGAAAUACCAUCUCUCAUUAGAUCAUUCAAAGAACAAGGAACUGAGGCUAUGCCUGUGGCUUAGUGAGUGGAGCACCGGAUCGUAUACCGAGGGUGGUGGGUUUGAACCCGGCCCCUGCCAAACUGCAACAACAACAAAAACAAGGAACUGAGUAACUUGCCAUUAUUUUGAAGACAGUGGGAAGAGAACAUCUCAGAAGCAGGACUUUAUCCUUUGAUUUUUAUCGUAAAAGAAAGAGUGUUUGUGAAAAUCUACAACCUUUGGAGAACCGAGAACACUAUCCAAUCUCUUAUCAGUGUAUUUUGUGAACAUCGAGGGACAAUCCUCUAUGUGGAGCAAUUGAAUUGACUUCUGCCCUGACUGCGUCACACUUGGGUCGCACCUGGAUCUUCUUAACUCUAAAUUGUUGGCUUCCAUCUUCUAUCCUAAGCCAAAGGAUCACACACUAAAGUGGGAAAUGCUACUCAAGAUCUUUCAGCUCUUGGCUGUUCUUUCCUCCUUGUGUUCAGGUGUUAACCAGGAGACCAAAGCAGUGAAGGAUGACGUGUCAGUACUCUCCUGUAAUUACAACAUUUCUAUUGAAGAACUGGUGACAGGUCGCAUCUAUUGGCAGAAGAAGACUAAAACGGUGCUGAGUAUCAUCCAAAGAGAAAGAAAAGUGUGGCCCGGGUAUGAGAACCGGACGGACAUUGACAUCAUGAAUAACCUCUCCCUCAAGAUCCGGAAUCUGCGCCUGGACGACAGGGGAGAAUAUACUUGUGUCGUUCAGAAGCAGGUUAAAGGGUCUUACAAAAUAGAACACAAGACUUCAGUGAUGUUAUCAGUCACAGCUCACUUCCCUGAACCUAAUAUAACUGUCCUUGAAACUUCAUCUCCUAACCUUAGAAAACUAGUUUGCUCAACCUCUGGAGGGUUUCCAGAGCCUCACCUCUCCUGGUUGGAAAAUGAAAAGGAAUUAAACGCCAGGAAUACAACCAUUUCUCAAGAUCCUGAAACGGAGCUCUACGCUGUUAGGAGUGAACUCAGUUUCAAUGUGACAAGAAACCACAGCUUCACGUGUCUCAUCAAAUAUGGAGAUCUUACAGUGUCACAGACCUUCAACUGGCGAAGAUUCAAGCCAGAGCCUCCUCCUGAAAAUCAGCUCCCCAGCAAAUCGUGGACUUUUGCCACAUUCUCAGUUGGGAUUCCUGUGAUCAUUGCAGUAAUCACAUGCUGCCUGUUUUACAGUCCCACUUCCAUUUGUGUUUGACUUCUGGGAACGUCUUCAGAUGGCCAGGAUUACCGUACCCUGCCCUUUGUGUAUCUUGUUCUCUAGUUUCUUCACUUCAGUUGCUUUGCAAGAAGUGUCUAGAGGAGUAUGGUGGGCACAGAAGGAGCUCCAGUGAGCUUGCAAGAAGUUUUGAAACAGAGUUCUUUUUUUUUUUUUUUUGUAGAGACAGAGUCUCACUGUACCGCCCUCCGGUAGAGUGCCGUGGCGUCACACGGCUCACAUCAACCUCUAACUCUUGGGCUUACGCCAUUCUCUUGCCUCAGCCUCCCAAGCAGCUGGGACUACAGGCGCCCGCCACAACGCCCGGCUAUUUUUCUGUUGCGGUGUGGCCGGGUCUGGGUCCGAACCCGCCACCCUCGGCAUAUGGGGCCGGCGCCCUACUCACUGAGCCACAGGUGCCGCCCUGAAACAGAAUUCUUGAGGUCUGGAAAGGACUUCAGAGUAUAUUCGUUUCAUUAAGGACAAGAGCACUGAGGUCUGGAGAGAGAGGAGGGAACAAGAGAGAGAGAAAGGGGAGCAAGAGGAGGAAGGGAGUGACCCCAAUUACCAAGGCCAGAGCCAAACGCAGAGCGAUUUCCCUUCAUCAGUUUGACUCUGGCCUAUUAACACACACGUCCAUCAAAGUGUUUGUGGAAACAGAAUUUGUCCAACAUCAAGUCAACUUCAGAGACUUGGUCUGGUUUCCUAAUGUAAUACUGAAGAAGGAUUUUAUGCUGCUAUUUUUAAAAGCCCCGUGUAACAUGUGGGACAUUUGUCAGUACAUACAUCUACAUGAAGACAAUGACAAUGUCAUGGAUGUUUAGGCAGUAUUCCUUUUUUUUGAGACAGUCUCACUUUCUCAUCCUUGGUAGAGUGCCGUGGCCUCACACAGCUCACAGCAGCCUCCAACUCCUGGGCUUAGGCGAUUCUCCUGCCUCAGCCUCCCGAGUAGCUGGGACUACAGGUGCCCACCACAACGCCCGGCUAUUUUUUGGUUGCAGUUUGUCAGGGGCCCGGUUUGAACCUGCCACCCUCGGUAUAUGGAGCCAGCACCCUACCCACUGAGCCACAGGUGCUGCCCAGUAUUCCAUUUUUUUUAUUAUGUUCUCCUUUGUUGCUCUCCUACUUUCCCAUUAGGUGUGAGAGAAAGUAGAACUAUACAAAACUGAUUUCCUCUAACAUGGAAGAUUAGUGAUUUCAUACUACAAAACAAUAGUCAGGUUGGAAAGGGGCAGUCAACUGGCUCUAGUUUGACCCCACUUAUAAAAAUAUUUAUGAGCAACUUUUCAUUUAAAAUGAGGUAGUUUUUACUGAUUAUGUACUAAGCUGCAAGCUAUCUUAAAAUGUCUAAGGUGAUAGUAUUCCAUCGGGCCUCCUUAGAUCCUUAACACUGGUUUUCCUCUUUGGUAUUUUCUGGAUCUUUCUGACCUCAGCAGAGAAAUAAAAACAUAGAAAUAGCCAGUUGCUGUUCCUAUGUUAUUCAUGACUUUUUCUCUGCAACUGCCUUCUACAAUUCACUGGACUAGGAAUGAACCCAACUUAGACUGGGAUAAUCAGACAUUCUCAUCUGAAAAUAGGGAGUGGGAUACCAAACUUUUCAGAUAUGGACAUUCCUUAAGUUCUUAAUUUUGAUAGCCAUAAAUGCAGCUUAACUUAUUUAUAUAAAAAAAAAUACCUCCUUGGAUUUACUUUUAGAAGUAAAUCACAUAAACGGUGCUUUCAGAACUGAAGAUAAUGGAUUUGUAAGCACUUAAGAGAAAAAAAAACAUGUA
This is a messenger RNA of Nycticebus coucang (slow loris), 3050 nucleotides long. RefSeq names its product CD80 molecule (gene CD80). The record is from RefSeq and is a predicted model, not a curated record. Lineage: Eukaryota; Metazoa; Chordata; Mammalia; Primates; Lorisidae. Gene Ontology annotation, cellular component: external side of plasma membrane. Bases 487 to 1278 code for a protein of 263 amino acids. Gene Ontology annotation, molecular function: coreceptor activity. The transcript has 6 exons. Gene Ontology annotation, biological process: negative regulation of T cell proliferation; immune response; cell surface receptor signaling pathway.